AUGUCAGCCCUCGGCACCUCCUCCUCCUCCAGCGCCCCUCCUAGCAACCCGUUCGACUGCUCCUACGGGUCCGAGCCCGAUGAGCCCAAAGCCGCCGACAUCCGCAACAUCCACCUCUCCGAUCACGUCCCCAUUAUCCUCUCCCACGCCUCCGCAAACUACUAUGCUUGGAAAACCUACUUCAAUCUCCUUUUCCGUGAGUACAACCUUCGUGAUCAUGUGGACGGUCUCGCCAAUUUCUUUGCCGGCGCCCACGACGCCAACUGGCUCGCCAUUGACGCCACCCUCAUCCGGUGGUUCUUCCUCACCGUCUCUCCGGACAUCUUCCACACCGUCGUUCGUGAUGGGGACGAUGCCUACACGCAGGAAUUUUUUGGGUGCCACCAGAACGACUCCACCAUCGACGCUUUCUGUCUCCGGCUCAAGACCCUCUCCGACGAGCUCAACGACGUCGGGUUCAAGGUGGGCAACGAGCUUCUCCUCUCGACGCUCACCGCCGGCCUCAACGAGGACUUCAGCAACGCCGCCUCCAACCUCACCCUCAUGGCCAACCCUACUUACGAGCGGGCGGUGGCCUAUCUUCGCCUUGAGGAGCGGCGGAUGAAGCACCUCCGCACCCGCGCCGUCCACACCGCGCUCGCCGCCGGCUUCUCCACCGGCGCCUCUACACCACCCUCGGCGCCCCGUCCUCCGGCUGUCCCGCACCCUACGCCGCUGCCGCAGCCGCCCCAGCCUCUGUGCACCGGUGGGAACGGCGGCAACCGUCGCCGCGGUCGCGGCGGCCAACGCCAAGGCGGCGGCAAAGGGGGCGGCAGUGGCGGUCAGGCUCCCCAGCAGCAGCCCCCGCCACCCUGGGUCGGUGGCUAUAACCCCUGGACGGGGGUCGUGCACGCAUAUAGCAUGCCCGUGCCGCGGCCCCCCGCCCCGGGCAUCCUCGGCCCCCGCCCUAGCGCUCACCAGGCGCUCCUGGCUGCGCCUGCCGGCGCAUAUGGCGCGUACGGCGCCCCUCCUAUCGCGCCCCCCUUCGGCGCUCCCGACGCGUACGGCGCCCCCUACUACGACCCGGCCCUUCUAGCGGCACUGCAGCAGCCGCCGCCAUACUCAGGUGGUGGCGGCGAUUGGAUUAUGGACUCCGGCGCCACCUCCCAUAUGUCCGCUCAUCCAGGAACAGGUGGUGCCGCCUUCCUCUCCCGCGGCGGGUUCUCCUCCGCGCCGCCGCCUGCUGCUGGCCUUGGGUGCUCCGGCCACCCCGCCCGCGGCGCCCUCCUCCGGAUCGGGGCCAUCCGCGGCUCCCUCCUCCGGUUCGGCGUCUUCGUUGCCUGGAGCCGCGUCGACGUCGCCUACGUCGCCCCGCUCCUCUGCCAUGCAUGCUGGGCCGCAUGCUAG
Molecule: messenger RNA, 1386 nt
Organism: Aegilops tauschii subsp. strangulata
Lineage: Eukaryota; Viridiplantae; Streptophyta; Magnoliopsida; Poales; Poaceae
Source: RefSeq, a predicted model, not a curated record